Molecule: messenger RNA, 363 nt
Organism: Rotaria sp. Silwood2
Lineage: Eukaryota; Metazoa; Rotifera; Eurotatoria; Philodinida; Philodinidae
Source: the annotation of a GenBank genome assembly
AUGGCAUAUUUGAUUCGCAACAUUGACAACGCUACACAGUUAAAAUUUUGGCCAGGUGUUAUAUUUUCGUCUGAAUUAGAACAAUAUAUUGAUGAAUUAGCAGAUGUUCAUUCAAUUCAUCCUGAUGCACUUGCAAUAAUUCUUAUUAACUGUGUCGCUUGUACCCUUGAAUUUUCGUAUGUUUUACAUGGAAACUCCUUGAAUCACAAAAUUCCAACAAAUCUAUAUAAUAUUAUUAUAGCGCGAUCUUCCUAUGGAAAAUCUGAACUGACGCGUUUGCUGCGUGACAUGUUGAAGACCGUUGUCAUACAUCGUCCAUCAAAGUUCCGAUCAAAUAAUCAUGUUGCAACUAACCAGCAAUAA